Messenger RNA from Lutra lutra (Eurasian river otter), 5826 nucleotides. RefSeq names its product mannosidase beta (gene MANBA). The coding region runs from base 69 to 2747 and encodes 892 amino acids. The record is from RefSeq and is a predicted model, not a curated record. Lineage: Eukaryota; Metazoa; Chordata; Mammalia; Carnivora; Mustelidae. The transcript is spliced from 18 exons. Gene Ontology annotation, molecular function: beta-mannosidase activity. Gene Ontology annotation, biological process: glycoprotein catabolic process; carbohydrate metabolic process.
GAGCGGCUUCCGAGGAACUCUCGCUUCCGCGGCCGCAGGCGCGGGUGGCGGCAGCACCGGCUCUAAGUAUGCGCCUCCGCCUGCUUUGCCUGCUCGCUCUGUGCGGAGCGGGCCCCACAGCCUUGGGGCGCAGCCUCAGCUUGCGGGGAAGCUGGAGGAUCCGCAGCGGGAACGGCUCCCUGGAGCUGCCGGGGAGGGUCCCCGGUUGCGUGCACAGCGCUCUGUUCCAGCGGGGCCUCAUCCAGGAUCCGUACUACAGAUUUAAUGACCUUGACUACAGAUGGAUCUCCUUGGAUAACUGGACUUACAGCAAGAAAUUUAAAAUCCCCUUUAACAUUAGUCCUCCUUCCACUGGUCAUAAUGGAGUCACCUAUACCUACAAAUGGCAAAAAGUGAAUUUGAUUUUUGAGGGCGUCGACACAGUUGCAAAAGUCCUGCUAAAUAGUGUUCCUAUUGGGAAAACAGGCAACAUGUUCAAAAGAUAUAGCUUUGAUGUUACCAGUGUGGUUAGAGUUGUGAACUCCCUUGAGCUGCGUUUCCAGUCACCAGUGUUGUAUGCGGCCCAGCAGAGCAAAGCUCACGCUAACUACUCUGUGCCUCCAGACUGCCCUCCGCCUGUGCAGAAGGGCCAAUGCCACGUAAACUUCAUUCGAAAGGAGCAGAGUUCCUUUGGUUGGGACUGGGGGCCAUCCUUUCCUACCCAGGGCAUCUGGAAAGAUGUCAGAAUUGAAGCCUAUAACAUUUGUCAUCUGAACUACUUUGUGUUUUCCCCUAUAUAUGAUAACCAUACCCAGGGGUGGAAUCUUGAAAUAGAGUCUUCUUUUGAUGUUGUCAGCUCAAAGCCAAUUUCUGGUCAAGUGAUGGUGGCCAUCCCUGAACUGCAAACACAGCAGACAUACAGCAUUGAACUUCAACCUGGGGAAAGGAUUGUUGAGCUGUUUGUGAAAAUUAAUAAGAAUGUUACCAUAGAAACUUGGUGGCCUCAUGGACAUGGAAACCAGAUGGGGUACAACAUGACAAUUCUUUUUAAACUGGACGGAGGCUUAAGUAUUGAAAAAUCAGCUAAGGUUUAUUUUAGGACAGUGGAACUUAUAGAAGAGCCCAUUGAAGGAUCUCAAGGUCUGAGUUUCUAUUUCAAAAUUAAUGGAUUGCCCAUAUUUCUGAAAGGCUCGAACUGGAUCCCAGCAGAUUCAUUCCAGGAUCGAGUAACCUCUGACUUGUUACGGCUCCUUCUGCAGUCUGCUGUGGAUGCUAACAUGAAUACUCUCCGGGUCUGGGGAGGAGGAAUUUAUGAGCAGGAUGAAUUCUAUAGACUCUGUGAUGAACUAGGAAUAAUGGUAUGGCAGGAUUUUAUGUUCGCCUGUGCCCUUUAUCCAACCAAUCGGGACUUCCUAAAUUCGGUGAGAGCAGAAGUUGCUUACCAGAUCAGGAGACUGAAAUAUCAUCCCUCCAUCAUCAUUUGGGGUGGAAAUAAUGAAAAUGAAGCAGCGCUGAUGACGAAUUGGUAUAAUAUCCCUGCCAGAGAACUGCAUACCUACAUCAAGGACUAUGUGGUACUGUACGUGAAGAAUAUUCGAAAGAUUGUCUUGGCUGAAGACAAGACUCGUCCUUUUAUCAUAUCCAGCCCUACAAAUGGGGCCGAAUCUGUUAAAGAAGGCUGGCUCUCUGUCAACCCAUAUGACAAUAAUUUUGGUGAUGUACAUUUUUAUGACUAUACCAGUGAUUGCUGGGAUUGGAAAGUUUUCCCAAAAGCUCGAUUUGUAUCUGAAUAUGGAUAUCAGUCCUGGCCUUCCUUCAGUACAUUAAAAAAGGUUUCAUCUAAAGAGGACUGGUCUUACAACAGCAAAUUUUCACUUCACCGACAACAUCAUGCAGAUGGUAACAGUGAAAUGCUGCGUCAGGUUGAAUUUCACUUCACACUCCCGGAAAGCCCAGAUCCAUUACAGGCGUUCAAGGAUACCAUAUAUCUUACUCAGGUGACGCAGGCCCAGUGUGUCAAAAUAGAGACUGAAUUCUACCGCCGCAGUCGCAGCGAGAUAGUGGAUGGGCAAGGCUACACCAUGGGUGCCCUUUAUUGGCAGCUGAAUGACAUCUGGCAGGCUCCUUCCUGGGCUUCUCUAGAGUAUGGAGGAAAGUGGAAGAUGCUUCAUUACUUUGCUCGGCAUUUCUUCGCUCCACUGUUGCCUGUGGGAUUUGAGGAUCAAGACGUGUUUUUCAUCUAUGGUGUGUCAGACCUUCACUCUGACUGUAAGGCGAAGCUCACUGUGAAAGUCCACACGUGGAGUUCCCUGGAGCCGGUGUGCUCCUCUGAGACUGACCAUUUUGUCCUGAAAGCAGGGAAGGCCGUUCUCCUCUAUAAGGAGCCGGUGCCCGUAUUGUUGGAGAAUUGUGGGAAUUGUACCCGGCAAAGCUGUGUGGUUUCCUUUUACCUUUCAACUGACAGCCAACUUGGGAGCCCAACCAACUAUCACUUCCUGUCUUCACUGAGUGAGAGCGUGGGGCUGCGCAAGGCGUACAUCACUGCCAUCAUCUCUCAGCAAGGUGACACAUUCGCUUUUGAUCUGGAAACCUCUGCUAUUGCUCCUUUUGUUUGGUUAGAUGUAGGAAGCAUCCCUGGGAGAUUCAGUGACAACGGUUUCCUCAUGACUGAAGAGACACGGACUGUGUUAUUUUACCCUUGGAAACCCACCAGCAAGAGUGAACUGGAGCAGUCUCUUCGUGUGACUUCCCUGAUGGAUAUUUACUGAGGGGUUGCAGGUGGUAUUUUUAGCGGACCCUGGAAUAAAGCCUUUCUAAGGCACUGUCUGGAGCUGAAGACACCCAGAGACAAGUUGAGGAGGCUGGGAAGUGUGUCUACCUGCCUCCACCUGUCUGAUUCAUGACUCUGAAGAGUUUGUCCAGUGCGUUCUGUCAGGGAAGGUUGUUUACUCAGGUGAUAUCCUACAGCAAGGCCGUGGUUCAGCGUUCUUCAGCCUCUGCCAGGCCUGUGAUUUUAGCCGUCCCCCUACAGCUCUGGCACCAUGUGACCCAGUUAUAACCCAACCACUCUUCCUACCCAGAAAAGGAAGUCCCCUCAUAAAGUCCUGUCAGGGAAUCACAGGAACAUGACGACUGCAGUAUCUGUGGAGCCAAAUUGGAAGGCUGUGAGGUUUAUGUAAGCCUCUCAUAGUUAGCCCUGAAAAAUAGUGAGUAAUCAAAAUGAAGCUGCUUUGUUAUUACUCCCUGAGGAAAUGGAGGUUCAGCUGGCACAAUAGAGAUUUCUGGAUAGUAGCCAUAUUGGUUGUCAGAAAGUUUGGGGAGUUGAUUGUUGCCAUUUGAUUACUUUUUUGGAUAGGAUUCUCUUUUCAUUUGUGGGUUUUGUUAUAAAGUAUCAUUUUGACUGGGGCACCUGGGUGGCUUAGUCCGUUAAGCAUCUGACUCUUGAUUUCGGCUCAGGUCAUGAUCUUAGGGUUGUGGGACUGAGCCCUGAGUCAGGCUCUCCACUGGCUGUGAAGCCUGCUUAGGAUUCUCUCUCUCCCUCUUCCUCUGCCCUUCCCCACAUCUCUCUCUCUCUCUCAAAAAAAUUGUUUUGACAAUAACCGCUUUUUUCAAAGUCUAUUUAGAGUGGUCCUCCUUUGAAAAAUAAGCUCACAUUGAAAUGGACAUCUCUGUGGUCACUCUGAAGAUUCUUGAGUAUCCUAACAUAAGUUGUUACCCGUAAUUAUGUGUGAGUUGUAGAUGUGGCAAAAUCCAGUGAACUUCCCAAUUCAAAAGCUGUGAAUUAGAUUUAUAUUUGUUGACUCUGGCAGCAAAGUGUAUUUCUUUUAGCUUGGGUUGAAAUCAUUUUUACUGGAUGCCUGGGUGGCUCAGUCGAUUAGGUGUCUGCCUUCAGCUCAGGUCGUGAUCCCAGGGUCCUGGGAUCAAGUCCUGCAUUGGUCUUGCUCAGCGGGGAGCCUGCCUCUCCCUCUGCUUCCCCGUUUGUACUCUUUCUCUCUAACAAACAAAACGAUCCUUUUAAAAAAUAAGUCAUUUUUGUUAAUAUUGAUUAAUUGUAAGUUGCUAUAAAAUUAUUAUAUAUGAUCAUGUUUAUAAAUUGUAUUCAUAAUGAAGCAAUUGGGGCAAAAUGUUAAUGGGUGGAGGUAUAUAAGAAUUCUUUUCUACUGCUUUUGCAAGCUUUCUAUAAGUUUAAAACUAUCAAAAAAUAAAAGUUACAUAGAUUGCAUUGACAAUGUGAUGUUUCAUCUGUGGCUUAGUCAUUCCAGAAACAUUCAUUUGUGUCCAUUAGUGUGCUGGGCAUUGAUUUCCCUUUAGCUCUGGCCAACUUUUUAUUCUACUUGAUAAACUGGGAGAGUUUAAGAAACUUAGAUUAAGGUAUUUGAGUGGUUUUCCCUGGGAAGAAUCGUGUAAUUGGCUAUGGAAUGGAGUGGCAAUGAGAGCUUGGCUCUAAAUCAAGCCUAAUUAGAUAUAGAUUUGGUUUGAAACCUGAGAAAGUUUAGGUCAUGGUUCAUUGACUAAAAUGGCAAUAAAUGCAGGUGAUCCAGGCCUCCCUUCAAUAUCUAAGAGUUUCCUCACCUUAUGUGUUCAGCUAUUUCAAUAUAUUUAUAAAAGUCUUAUGAAAGCCUGGAGCUUGGGGAUGCAUCUUGGAAGAUUCUUAAUAAAUAUAUAAUUUUCUUGUCAAUGUUGAAAAUCCUGUCUCCAUUAAACUAGAGAAUUUUCUAGGCCAGUCACCCUGUGAGGUGGGCUUUGAAAUUGAGGGACCAGAAUUUAUAUCUAUAUAUUUAAUAUAUAGUUCUGCCCUUACCAGCUCUUCAUCAAGUUAUUUCACUUCUGUGUUCAGUUUUGUGAUGGUGAAAUGGGAAUAAAUACACUGCCCUUGCAAGUUUGUCUUGAAGAAUGAAUUUAAAAUUUAACGUGAGGGCUAGGCCCUGUGCUGGCCCAUAAUAAGGGCCCUGCAAAUGGAAGCACCAUCCUGGGCUGGGGACCUUCCUGUCCUAGGCAGGGCUGGGCUUCUAGCCACACUGACACGGUUUGGAGUCCAGGUUCUGAGGCGUGUAGGUUAUUGUGAGCUCUGCUGACUGCUUGACCUGGACUUUAGUUGUCUCAUUGGUAAAAUGGAGAUAAUAAUCUCUAACCCUCAAGGUAGUUGUGAGGAACAAAAUAAAUGCUAAGUAAAUGGUGGUUGGAUUUUUUAACAUCAUAAUCAUUAUUAUCCAAUUAAUACAUGAUGCGAGAGUAAAAAAUAAAAUAAAUUUAAAGGCAAAUGUGUUCCAGACUUUUUUUUUUUUUUAAAGUGGUCUCCAUGCCUAUUGGAGCCCAGUGCAGGGCUUGAACUCAUGACCCUGAGAUCAAGACCUGAGCUCUUACCAAGAGUCAGUCACUUAACUGACUGAGCCACCCAGGCGCCCCUCUAGACGUACUUUUAAGAGGGGAAAAAGAUACCAGAAAAUAAUGAAUCUGUAAAGGAAGACUCAAUGAAUGAAUAGACAUGAAUGUAUGCAGACAACAACUGGUACAAGAAGAGAAAUGUGUGUAUGCAUAUUAUUUCUGUAAGAGAAUGGUGACCCUGGAAAUGGUCUCCACAGCUCAUGUGUGGCACUGUGUUCAGUCAUCUCUACCAUUUUAGUAGAUUUUAUUUUGCCACAUGUACUUACUCUCAGCUUUGGAUUUCUGAGAAGACUUUUCUGCUAUGCAAACGAAUAGAAUGGAAAGAGCGGGAUGGGGUCCUUCUGCCAUGCUGGAUGCAAAGCACAUUCCAGAGAGUGUGAGAUGAAGAGAAGUCCGUUCACUGGAUUCCAUCUUUUCAUUUGAGAACCAAGAGGACAAUAAAAAUGGUAAUUUCCUCAUUCA